AUGCCCGAAGAACCGAAACACCGCAAGGGAAGUUUCGGUGGCUUCGUGGACAAAGUGCUCCACCGUGACCAUCACGAAGACAAGGACCAAGCCCAUCAAGCCAAGGAUGAGCAUGACCCUGACCAGGAGCGACAUGAAGACCAACCCCAGAAAGAGGGUGAGAUGGAUAGGGUCAAGGACUAUGUCAAGAAGGAUCAGGACAUGGAGGCGGAGGGACGGACUUACGGAGAUUUGAUGUGA
This is a messenger RNA of Penicillium arizonense, 240 nucleotides long. RefSeq lists its product as uncharacterized. The record is from RefSeq and is a predicted model, not a curated record. The transcript is spliced from 2 exons. Lineage: Eukaryota; Fungi; Ascomycota; Eurotiomycetes; Eurotiales; Aspergillaceae. Bases 1 to 240 code for a protein of 79 amino acids.